Molecule: messenger RNA, 332 nt
Organism: Hymenoscyphus albidus
Lineage: Eukaryota; Fungi; Ascomycota; Leotiomycetes; Helotiales; Helotiaceae
Source: the annotation of a GenBank genome assembly
AUGAAUACAGAAGUGUUCUUGGAGCUCGCCAGGAACAAUGUUGUGUAAGUUUCCCAGAGGCCCAGAGGUUUUGUUACCUAGUUAUGGUAUUCUAACUACGGUCCUUAUAGUGUGCAAUUUGCCCCAGAUGCAACAUGCUUGGAGUGGAGAUGUCUACCUGCGAGUGCACCUGCGAAGAGAAAGGCAAUAGCAUUGGAGACCAGACAAGCUCGCAACUGUUGUGUAAGUUUCCUAGAGAUCCAGGAUUUUGUUAGCCAGCUACUAACUAUGGACCUUAGUGUGUGCAAUCUGCCCCGGAUGGCACAUGCAUUGGUGGCUUCGUAUGCCAAUAG